Messenger RNA from Symsagittifera roscoffensis, 1856 nucleotides. RefSeq names its product mitochondrial dimethyladenosine transferase 1-like. Gene Ontology annotation, cellular component: mitochondrial matrix. The record is from RefSeq and is a predicted model, not a curated record. Lineage: Eukaryota; Metazoa; Xenacoelomorpha; Acoela; Convolutidae. Gene Ontology annotation, biological process: transcription initiation at mitochondrial promoter; rRNA methylation. Gene Ontology annotation, molecular function: mitochondrial transcription factor activity; rRNA (adenine-N6,N6-)-dimethyltransferase activity. The transcript is spliced from 2 exons. The coding region runs from base 6 to 1247 and encodes 413 amino acids.
AUGUAAUGGAUUUUAUGAAGCGCGGAAGUAUAGUUGCCCCUUUAGCUUGCCGCCACUUCAACCAAAUUUCAGCACCACUGAGCCAAGUUAUUGAAUUGAGAAGACAAAAAUAUGUCUCGAAUAGGGGCAAGUUGACAAACCUAGGAGAUGAGUUGAGUCGAGUGUCGAGGCCGCGCCGAUUCAAGAUGCCGCCUCUGCCCUCUGUGCAGGAUCUGCUGAGGAUCUACAGACUGAAGACUGUGAGACACCUGGCACAGGUGUUCCUGCUGAGGGAAGAUAUUGCCAGACACAUCGCCAGGAGUCUGGGAUCUCUCACUGAUUAUACUGUAUACGAAAUUGGCCCAGGCCCUGGAAUAAUAACACGCGAAAUCUUGAAGCAGUUUCCUCAAAAAAUUGUUACGAUUGAAAAGGACUUCAGGUUUCGUCCGAUUAUCACCAUGCUUCAAACAGCUGCUGAAGAAAUGAACUCAAGUUUAGAAUUAUUAACUGAAGACUGCCUAGAACAUGACUUCACUGAAAGUUCUAGAAGUUUUCAGGGUUCGCAACAGUGGUCCGAUGAACCUCCUAAUUUGGCCAUAAUUGGAAAUCUCCCUUUCAAUAUUUCUCUCCCUUUCUUGGUGAAACUUUUACAUGAUGUUGAUAAAAAGAGCGGAUUGUUUCAACACGGAAGGACAAAAAUGGCGUUCACCUUUCAAAGAGAAGUAGCUGAACAGCUCGUGGCGAAUGAAGGGGACGACAAAAGAGGUCGGUUGUCGUUAAUGGCUCAAAGUAUGUGCCACGUAGAUUUUGUUCUGACAAUUUCUAACUCCGUAUUUGUACCGAAACCGGCAUGCGAAACAGGUUUGGUCACUUUCGAACCGCGCGUGAACAAAUUAAUAGACGUUCCCUUACCUUAUUUCGAAAAACUAGUCAAAGCUGUUAUGCAUUACAAAAAUAAACCCUGUUUCAAAGGUUUGAUGGACUUAUUCCCAAAGACAAUUUCAAAGAAAUGUGCGAUUAGAAUGUGUGAAGAUGCUGAUAUCCCUCGAGAUUUGUAUCCUAGAUUUUUGACAUUUGACCACAUGCAAAGACUUGCUGAUGUUUAUUUCAAGAUGUGCAAAGAACAUGACAACCUAUUUGAAUAUAAUUAUCAAAAACCAAGAGUGAAUGUUCCUCAGAGCUUGUUGGAUUUGUUUGAUGAAUUUGAAACGAACUCAGAAACUGGCUUUGCUUUUGAAGAUGAAAGCGAAAACUUGCAGAAUGCUUAAAAAUUUUAUUUUACAUGAUAAAAAAUGAUUAAAUUUAUUGAAGAAACAACUUUCAGACAUCAGCUAGGAUUCGUGUCAGUUUUUUUAUUCAAGAGCGGCCAUUAAUAAUUGAAUUAGGUUGUCGAGGGUAGAAGCGAGGUAUACAUAGACACAAACACAUGUUGUUCACUCGUCUCCAAGUUAUGACACAUUGAUGAUAAUAAGUGUGCCAUGGUCGCUCAGCGAAACAGAGGUAAGCGCAGCUGUGUGAUUGAGUCACGGGACCAGCUCUGUAUUGGUGAAGAUUGCGUAUCGGAAGUGUCGAUGGAUAAUUUGGAUAGGCAGCGACGGUGUCUCCUAUGAUUUGUGUUUCUAAGGGUUUGGAAACUUCAUUAGAAAUAAGGUUAGGAUGGUUGAAUUGGGGUAUAGUAAGACUUUGACUUGGACAGCUGAAGAAAUAAAUUUGCAAUAUCCACGCAAAACUUUUGGUAUUCAUUUGUCUCCAGUGGAUGGGGAAUGAGUUUCCAAGUUUACUGGACCUGGGAUCAAAGUCUGAUGAUCAUUAGUUGCGAGAUUAUAGGCUGAUGAUUUUUUGUUUACUCAAAUAAUUCAAAGAUGGUUACCAACUUG